ACUGGGUCACUCUGACGCCUAGCCUGACUCUGUGGAAUGGAGAUGGAGGAGGGGGAUGGCAGGCAUAGGGGAGCCUCGCUGAGAAAUCCAGUUCUGCAGUGGUGGCAAUCAGUGUCUGCUUCCAGAGAAUGCCACCCUGUUCUCCCAGGCACAACGGAUGCACCUUUCAGACCUGGGGGAAGGGGUAACCAUUGGCACCAGGAAAGACGGGAGGGGUGGAUUGGGGUGGUGAGGUGGUGUCUUUCUAGAACAGUAGGGACUGGAGAAAGCUCCAGGGCUGGGGUUGGUGGUGAUCUGGUUGGCGCUUGUCUUCAUCUCAGCUUGGGGUGAUGGGUGAGGCUCUCUGGGACUUGUUUCAUCAGGAUGAAGUCUUCAGAAGGCUCCAGAACUUCACUCCUCGUCCUCCCUCUGCUUUCCACCUUUCUCGCCUGCUAAGCAGGGAUCAGCUCUGUGCUCUGAGGAGCAAAUGGAAGGUGCUGUCUUCUGCCGGCAGUACAGGGCAAUGCAAACACAAGCAGGCUCCACACCCCUCUGGCUUUGCUGUCUUCUCUUGCGUGUUAAAGGCUGGGUGGGCAACAGGGAAUGGGACAGCAAUGGGGCAUUCAGCCUGCUGAAGUCAUAGCCCAGGCCCCCAGUAUGGUCCUUGCCUCACUUCUUUACAUUUUCUGCCCUGGCAGGUGACUCUUCCCUUUAAAGAACCUGUCCUCUGGUCUAACCUCCGUCUUAACUAGAGGGAUCACAAAAGAAGCUCUGAGAGGGUUCUGAGGGGUAUGUCCAGCUCCAGACAGCCCAUGUGUAAAUCUCAGCUAUGAAGUCAGACCUGGCUACAAAGGCCAAGUUCCUGGAUGGUUCAUUCUCACUAGCAAGCGAAGCACCACGGCGGCCUCAAAGCCGCAAGAGGUUGCCUUUAAAAAGUGAAGGUUCACUGGUGCGCGCUGUGCUGUCCUCACACUCCUCCCACCACACCACAGCCUCUUGGCUUUACUCUGCCUACCCCGCCGGCCGACCCAGAACCCUGGGCUUUUGCGGACCCAGCGAUCCGCUGUAAAGGGGUUAAAGUAACCACCCAACCCACCACUGGAAUGCCUGGAAGGUGGGGCCUAGUCCUUGCAUCUCCAUCUCGGAUGCUUUGGGGGUGUGAGCAGAAAGUUUGUGGAAUGAAUGAGUGAAUGAAUGAAUGGCAUCAAGAACUCUGAGUUGACUUUCGUUUUUAAAAAUCUCUUCCAACUUCCUCUCCUCCCAGCAGCCUGCUCCCUAAUCCCACUCCCCAGACCCCCAUCCCACUUAACCACGAUCACAGAAUGCAGGCCGUCACCCACUGAGGACUGGUUCCUGACUCUGUGGGACCUCUGUGUCCCGGUGGGGAUGCUGGGAAAUGUUGGAAAACCUGCUCCCCCAGAGGGGCAAGGGCGCCGAUUGGUCGUUCUUGCCAAUUUUCAUAGUGUAAAUUUUCCCCCCAUGGUUGAUUUCAAGCCUUAGUCUAUUUCAAGGCUUGAAAUGACUGAGCAGAGAGUCAGGGAGGGAUGUGCACACUGGCUCCACGGGCCUCCGAGAACCAGCUCCAGUCCAUCACCACGGGUCUUCCCCCCGACCUAGGUUUGGGGUGCUAGCCUCACCGGCUUUGAUGCGGGGAGAGAGGGCAACCUCUGGUUUAGGAGAAAGGGAUGUUCUCGCCUGCUUCACUCAACUCGAGAGAGAGCCCCAACGGCCAAGCCUGAAAUACUGGUAGGAAGGGAAGCCACUGAGAGAAACUUUGCUCAGAACAGACUCAGGGCCGUUGGUAGGGCGGAUGGGCCACGAACGAUCUGUUUUUCUCUCUCAUCUGCCCAGCAGGGAGCAAGAGGUGGGUGAGGAGGCAGAGUUUCUGUUACACAAAAUGAAAACACGAAAGCCAAGCCAGGCUGAGUUGGUCUCUUUCAUGAUUUGAAUGAGCAGCCGGAGGCGCCCUCCCCAUCUUCAAAAGAGGAGUCUUAAGACCUCAGAAUUCUCCAAAACAGAGAAAAGAUAAAAUGAGCAUGUGAGAGACUUAUGUCUCAAAGCUUGGCCUGAAAUGGGGGCAGAGGGUAGCCAAAGGAAUGCAGGGCCAAAGCCCUCUGGCCUGGGAGCGUGGCUGGGGAGGAGGGGAACCCUGCAGCCUCAGGGAGCUCUCCUCUCUCCUCUUCGGUACCUUCUUCCAGUCAACUAUCACUGAUGGGGGAAUUUGGGCUUGACCGGUCUUGUGGGGAGAGAGACAACGUAUGUCAAUAAGUCACUGAGACGGAGGGAGACACAGGGCUGAUGGGGUAACGGUGAGGCACGUGGGAAGCUCAAAGAAAAGUAGUGAACAUGGGCCAGAGGAGCCUUUACAUUGGGUUUUGAAAGGCGUGUACAAGUCUUCAAACCAGACAAGGAGGAGCAAGGGAGGCAGGAUGCGGCAGGGAGAGCAGACUCGAUUUCCAUCAGAGGCCAACAAGGGAAACCAAUGAAAAGCCUGCUGGUGGUGGCUCUCCUUGUCAUUUUCCAGGUGUGCCUGUGCCAAGAUGAGGUCACGGAUGAUUACAUCGGAGACAAUACCACGGUGGACUACACGCUUUAUGAGUCCGUGUGCUUCAAGAAAGACGUGCGCAACUUCAAAGCCUGGUUCCUGCCAAUCGUGUACAGCCUCAUUUGCUUCAUGGGCCUGCUGGGCAAUGGGCUGGUCGUGCUGACCUACAUCUAUUUCAAGAGGCUCAAGACCAUGACGGACACCUACCUGCUCAACCUGGCCGUGGCGGACAUCCUCUUCCUCCUGACCCUCCCCUUCUGGGCGUACAGCGCUGCCAAGUCCUGGACCUUCGGCGUGCAUGUCUGCAAAGUCAUCUUCGGCACCUACAAGAUAAGCUUCUUCAGCGGCAUGCUGCUGCUUCUUUGCAUCAGCAUCGACCGCUAUGUGGCCAUCGUCCAGGCCGUCUCGGCCCACCGCCACCGAGCCCGCGUCCUUUUCAUCAGCAAGCUCUCGUGCGCGGGCAUCUGGAUGCUGGCCAUGGUGCUGUCCACCCCGGAGCUCCUGUACAGCGGCCUCCAGAAGAGCAGCAGCGAGCAAACGCUGCGGUGCUCCCUCAACACCGAGCACGUGGCAGACUUGAUCACCAUCCAGGUGGCCCAGAUGGUGGUGGGCUUUCUGAUCCCCCUGGGGGCCAUGAGCUUCUGUUACCUCGUCAUCAUCCGCACCCUGCUCCAGGCCCGCAACUUUGAGCGCAACAAGGCCAUCAAGGUCAUCAUCGCCGUGGUCGUGGUCUUCGUCGCCUUCCAGCUGCCCUACAACGGGGUGGUCCUGGCCCAGACGGUGGCCAACUUCAACAUCACUGGCAGCAGCAGCUGUGAGCUCAGCAAGCAGCUCAACAUCGCCUACGAUGUCACCUACAGCCUGGCCUGCGUCCGCUGCUGCGUCAACCCUUUCUUAUAUGCCUUCAUCGGCGUCAAGUUCAGGAGCGACCUCUUCAAGCUCUUCAAGGACUUGGGCUGCCUGAGCCAGGAGCGGCUCCGGCAGUGGUCUUCCUGCCGCCACACCCGGCGCUCCUCCAUGAGCGUGGAGGCCGAGACCACCACCACCUUCUCCCCGUAGGAGGCUCCUCCACCAGGACCAGAGGGACCUCUCCCGGGGCCCCGGGGCCGGGGACAGGCUCCAAAAGCUGCAGAGGGAAAGGCGGUCCCGGCCUUGAAGCUCGAUCUCAUGGGGAGAGCCCGUGCGGCAGCCCGGCCCUCCCGCCCUAGCUACCUCCACCCAGGUUACAGAACGUCAUGACUGCUGUGCUACGGCAGAUCCUGCCACACCCCAAAACCAAGGCUGUUGUCCCCCAGACCGAAAACCAGAAGUAGAAGUCAGGAAACAGUCCACACUUGGAGUGAAGGGAGAGUUGGUGACAGGUGGACCGGUGGAGGGGGCCUGGCAAGUCCUCUGAAUGAACUCCUUCUGACCUAGCAAGACGCCCUCCCUGAGAUUCGAGGGCUGAGGCAAGCUCUUCCAGAAAACAAGGCUUUGUCUCCGAGACCAGAGAUGGUGGGGAGACUUCUUGGCUUGGCAGGGAAAGGGGACGCCAGCGGGUCAAAGUCUCCGAAUUCCUCCCUCCAACUCUUUUUCCACUGUCAUCCAAGCCGCCGAGAAACGAGAAACGGGCAGCCUCCAGGCCUCCCAGAAAGCGCAUUGCCCCUCGCCUGCCACCUCUCAUCAGGCUGCUGCCCUCCCGGGCUCUCCGCAGGGAGGGGUGUGGCGUUUCCUGCAGGCCAGGCCAGCUGCCUCUGCCCAGCCAAAGCCGCGCUCCCGGCCAGGACUCUGGGGCGAGGAUGACGUGCGGGGAGCCCUUCUCGGGUCUCAGCACUGCUCGGAUGGAGGAGAGGGCAGGAGGAGAGGUUAGGGGCCAGGGGGUGGCGACAGUCCUGGCUGCCAAAGACCAAUGAGCUGCUCUUUGUUCUUAGUCAUGGGGACAAAAAACUCUCAUCCUGUCCUGCUUUCAGUUCAUUUAGACAGCGCAGUUUACUCACAUACAAAUACAAAUUUUCCCUUGUGGAAACAACAGCUUUAAAAGAAAGGGGGGGGAUAUUUUGGUAAAUGGCAAAUGGGUAUGUUCCUGUUUUGCAAGCCCCCACUUCCCACCUGACCACCCCCUCUUUUCUCCUUUCCCUGGCCUUCAUUACCCAGAGAUGAUCAGAGCCCUGAGGUCUGCCAAGCUAUGUUGUGAGCCCAUCCAGUGACACAGGCCCAGGAGGCUGAAAGAGGUGGGCGGAGGGGAAGUACAGGGUGCCCAUCUUGCAAAUGCCCUUCCAGAACUUGUGGGAGAGGACCCAAGCCUGUGCCAUCAGCAGUGACCCAGAGAUAUGGUUUGAGCAGAGCUUUGGAAAGAACAAAGUUGUCCCUAUCUAUAACCUCACCUUUAGCAACAUUUACUCACUGGUCAGCUCAUCUGUUCCCGCUCGGUCUGGAACUAGAACCCAUAACCCUUUGUCAGUCCCUUCACGCUCCCCACAAUGGUGUAUAGAGGGAGGGCGUCCCCCUGGGGACACAGACCACAGCAUGCUGGGUUAAGGAGGCUUGGGAUAGCACCCAUGUGACAGGCUGCACCCUUUGCUGGACGCUUGAAAGCCAGGUUCAUGCAUGACCCACCCUACAGAUCCAUAGCUAAUGUCCAGUGACCCAUAACGGAGGGGCAGGGAUUGGGGAACAGCCGGUGCCCUCCACAUAGAUCCAUGUCCCUGGGUGUCCUGAUGCCUGCCCAGAUCCCUGACUCCUCCAAGCCAGAGAGGAGGUUGGCCCAAAGCUGUGAUGCAUGAGGACGUGUCUGAAGGGCCCAGCACAACAGCAGCUGGGGGCCUGGCAGGGGGAGAGGGGGGAGGCGACACUCAGGCCAAGGUGAUUCCAUCAAUUGUCCAAAUCGAAGAGAGCCUCCGUGGUAAUGAAGCCCGUUCUGUAAUGUCAUCAGCACAUGACACUGCCCUCCUCCGUGGGAUGCCCUGGCCACUAUCCGUCAGCCAGCAAGCCCUGGGGAGAAGGAAGCCGGCCUGGGCGCAGCUCGCGGGGAGCAGCUCUUGAAUAUUGAAGGGUGCAGCUGCGGAUGUGUGUGCACGAGUGUGGGGUGAGGGGGGACCCCGGAGCGCCUGUGGGGCCCCCAAGAGGAGCACGGAACUCACUGGUGUGUACAGCCUAAUGAGGUUACAGGCGGGAAACGAGCCUCGGUCCCUGAAGGAGGAAUUCGAAGGAACGCUCAUGAGCAGGAAGCCAGGCCAACCGCACAAACACGCCAUCUCGGCCUCAAAUACAUUUUUCUAAAAUAACUGGACAUCUUCGAGUAUUUACAGAGACAACAAACACCAGCAAUGUUAAUUCCCCAAACGGCUCUGUCUCAGCUCAUUGCUGGCCUAGCCCCUGCUCCCUUGCCCAGCGCUCUCAUGGGCCUACCUUGAACUUUGGGGGACCCCUAAGGAAGAAGGAAAGAACUCACUGGGGAGACCCCCAGCACCCAGGUCUUCUCUCUCUCUCCAUCUCUCAUCCACUUAUACAAUUGCCCCAUCAUCCUGGGUUCAUGGCCCCCAUGGCCCCUCCCCGUCUCCUUCAGCAUCCCCCGUCUUUCCAUCCCCAGCCUCCCUGGCUGUAACCCCAGGGCCUAAAUCUGCCCGUCCAGCCAGAAGCACCACACCUCAAGAAUCAUGGAUUCACAGAGCUGCAAGGGACCUCAAAGAUCAGCUGGUCGAAACCAAUCAUCUUCUAGAUGGGGAAACUGAGACCCUGAAGGAGGAACAGACUUGUCUAAAGAGGCUUUGCAAUAUAAGGAUACUGGGGAAACUUGCUUUGGGGGCCUGAGUAUCUGGCAGGAUUAUGGGAGGCGGAUGCGGGAGAGCCGACUCUCUGAAGCCAGGCUGACUCGGAACCUCAUCUCUAUCGCUUCCCAGCUGUGUGACCUUCAAGUGUUGCUCAACUGCUCUGAGGCUCAGAUUUCUCAACUGCAAAAUGGAGAGGAUUUGGCAAACAUUUUGCACUGUGCCUGGAAUGUUGAAUGUGGUGAUGGGGACCACAGGCUCUGCAGCCAGACUGCCUGGUUUGAAUCUCAGCUGCGCUCCCUGGGCUCCUUACUUAGUCUCUCUGUGUUUCGGUUUCCUAAUCUGUGUGAUGGGGAAAAUCAUAGCACCUACCUCCUAGGACUGUUGUGAGGAGCAAAUAAAUUCAUAUUAUGUAAAAUGCUUAGAAA
Molecule: messenger RNA, 6698 nt
Organism: Ailuropoda melanoleuca (giant panda)
Lineage: Eukaryota; Metazoa; Chordata; Mammalia; Carnivora; Ursidae
Gene: CCR7
Product: C-C motif chemokine receptor 7
Exons: 3
Coding region: 2462-3583 (373 amino acids)
Biological process (GO): G protein-coupled receptor signaling pathway; positive regulation of cytosolic calcium ion concentration; immune response
Cellular component (GO): external side of plasma membrane; membrane
Molecular function (GO): chemokine (C-C motif) ligand 21 binding; chemokine (C-C motif) ligand 19 binding; C-C motif chemokine 19 receptor activity
Source: RefSeq, a predicted model, not a curated record